Messenger RNA from Limanda limanda (common dab), 3066 nucleotides. Its product is annotated as nucleolar protein 58-like. The record is from RefSeq and is a predicted model, not a curated record. The transcript has 2 exons. Bases 386 to 1204 code for a protein of 272 amino acids. NCBI's taxonomy places the organism in Eukaryota, Metazoa, Chordata, Actinopteri, Pleuronectiformes, Pleuronectidae.
CUAAGAACACACAGUGAUGCUCUGCAGUGAAGAAGAGGAGUCAGGAUCCUUAGUAAACAGUCUUGGUAACAGGAGGUAAAAAAACUUAAAUCUUAUUAAUCUUUAUUUUCCUCUGACGAACAGAACCUGACAUUUAAUCCGUUCUGAAAUAAACGCGCCUGCAGGAGGAUCCGGUGUUUGUGACGCGUCUCCGCAGGGACGUCCAGGCGCUAGCUCCUCUGCUAGCUGCUAGCUGCUCUGCUAGCUGCUAGCUGGUAGCUCCUCUGCUAGCUCCUAGCUGCUAGCUGCUCUGCUAGCGGCUCCGGGAGCGUGUUUCCUCCCGGUUCCUCUCACAUGUCCCCGGUCUCCAGUCUCCGGUCCCCGGUCUCCGGUCCCGCCUGCAGACAUGGAGAGUUUGUACAAGCGGAAGAUGUUCGCGUCGAUGCGGAAAACCAAAGUGGACGCGUCGAAGAAGCGUCAGAUCGGCCUGCCCGCCUCCAUCCUGGACGACAGUGACGAAGGCUCCUUCUCCUCCUCCUCCUCCUCCUCCUGCUCCUCCGGAUCCCAGUCCGACUUCCAGAGCUCCCCGGAGGAGGACAGCGAGCAGGGCCGCCGGGACCGCAGCGAGUCCGGGGCGAGCUCCAGCGACCACAGCCGCUCCGUGACCCGCAGGAAGCGCUCGUUCCUGGGGGGCGACGACAGCUCCUCGUCCUCCAGCACCGGAGAGGAGGAGGAGGACAAGAAGAAGAAGGACAAGAAGGACAAGAAGAAGGAGGACAGGAGCCAGCCCAAGAGGAAGGUGCAGCCCAGGAAGAGGAGCAGGCUGCAGCGGCCGGACGAGUCCGACUCCGACCAUGUGGAGGAGAAGCGGAGAGAGGAGGAGGAGAAGGAGAAGAGGAGAGAGGAGGAGGAGAAGGAGAAGGAGAAGAGGAGGCAGAGACACAACAAGCUGCUGGCGCUGUCCCGGAGGAUGAAGGCCCGGGUGCCCACCCGGAGGAGGACCCGUGUGAAGCAGGGUGACACUGAUGAAGAGGAGGAUGAGUCCCCUGGUGAGGAACAUCAGGACGGAGGAGAACACAGCAGCAAGAGAGAGUUGACAGGAGGCAGGGAGGAGAAGAAGAGGAAACGGGAAGAAGAGGAGGAAGAACAGCAGGAUGAGAAGGAGGAAGAGGAAGAACAGCAGGAUGAGAACGAGGAAGAGGAGGAGAACAAGGGAAAGAAGUAGAUCCUGGAGAAAGAAAGAGUUUGAAUGUGAAGGACUCAGAAACUGUAGUGAUCUGAAAUGGAUCAUAAUUCUUUUUUUCUUCCUCAGAAUGUCGCAGCACUAAGAAUUGUUGUUACAAGGGUUUUAUGGUCAUAGCUUGUUCCUAUAGCAACAGACAAGAGGAGGAUCUGAGCAGCCUCCGUGGACGAUGAAGAGGAGAGACACUCUUCAUCUCUGCUGCUGAUCUACUGACACAUGUCCGGCCAAAACUAGUUCAACUUAAAGCAAAGUGAUGUAACAGUUACUGAGCAGCAGCGCCCCCUGCAGCCCUACAUGCAGCCCUACAUGCUAACCUCUGUCUGACGUCGGCCCGUCUCAGUGAGUCGACUCUGACUCCUCCCACUGAACUGAAACACAGCUGAUGCUGACUCACCUUCUCCUUCUGUGGACUUUGCUUUUACUGAGAAAGAGAAAGUCGUUCAUAGACUGUUUCCGUGACAACAAAAGGAGAGACAUCAAACAAGUCCCAGAGUGCGUUGCAGAACGAAACCUCCAAUCAGAAAGCUUUGCAGCUCUGAUGUCACAGGCUGCAGAUGGACAGUGGCCGCUGAGGCUUGUGGGAGCUGUAGUAUUCAGAGACAGUCCAUAUACCCAGAGUUCAGAUGCUUCUCUGCUUUCUUUUCUUCGUCUUCAUUUGAACUACAGAUUAAAUUGUACUCGGCUCAGCAGAUAGUUUUACAUUUUCUUUUCGUCAGCAGAGGAUUUAAACUCCAUCUAAUCAACACUUCACAUUUUCUUGUACACUCGCCUUUUCUCCGUUAUAGUUUAAAACCAGCAAAGUGUCUCUGUGUUUUGCGAGUUUUGUCCAUCGCUGCUUUAAGUUAUAUGAAUGAGAAUGAAGUGGAUAUGUUUUGGACUGUUGGUCUAAAACCAGAGAUUUGAAGACAAAGAUAUUUGACAUUUCAUAAUCUAGAAGAUUAAUAUAAACAUCUGAUGUGUCUGAGAGCUAAAACUCUACAGGAGUUUGACCUCAGCUCAAACGUUGUAAAAUUGUGUGUUGUAAAGAAAAUGAAUGAAGACCUGCGAUGUGGUUUAAAGAUCAACUGCAUUAAAGAGCAGAAAGAAAUAAUCUUUUAAACCCAUAUUGAUCCAAAUCUCUCCUUUUAUCUUCAUCACUGACCACACACAGCUGAGAGGAAACCUGGACAGAACUAUCAAAAGAAGAUUCAGACUCAAAGAAACCAUACCAGUGAUUUUUUUUAAGUGAAUGUCAUGUUAGUUUGUCACAAGAAGACAUUGUGUGUCCUGGGAAGUUCAAACUUCUUUUUGUUUCAUUUCUUUUACGUUACAGUGACGCAUCAUGUGCUCAUGUACAAACUCAUCCGAAGUUUGGUCUUUCUUCCUUCCCCUCUUUCCUGCUCCUCUUUAAUCUGAGCUUCAUCCCUCGCUCCUCAGUCUGUGUCUCCAAGGACGAGCUCACCAGUUUGUUACAGAGCAGGAAGAAGCUGCAGGUUCCUGAGCCUCAGAGCUUUGUUUCCCAGGAUCAUGAUGACACGCGUAUGUAUCAUGGUUACAUAUCAGUGCUGUGUAUUUCCCAGUGUAUCCUGGACUUGUUACUGUGUAAUGCUCUUCAGAUCAAACCUGUUCUGUGGAAAACAUCGGUUUUAUUAAUAAAGUUUCCUUUUUAAAGGUUAUUUGUUGAAAAUCCUCACAUCUUCACUUGUAGCCGAUGACGAUGAUUCCCAUGUUCACUUUGUGAAACCUGAUCUACGAGCUGUCGCCUCACACACGGAUGUUUAUGCAAAUUCCAUCUUUCUCUCUUUCUCGCUCAAAUCUUUGUGAACAAAACAAUGAAGAGUGAAAUAAAUAUUCAUUUGAAAUUA